AUGUCGGAACAGACUCCGGUUCCCGCCACCAACGGCGUCAGCCCGGCUCCUGCUGCCGAAAAGUCGGAGCCUGUCAAAGAGGCUGCCAAGGAUGAGAGCAAAUUCUCAUGGACGCAACCUCACCCGACCUUUGUCAUCAUCCUCGUCGGAUCCGACGAGACUCCCUUCGGCAUCCAGAAGGACUUCCUCUGCGCUAGAUCUACAUUCUACCGCAACCACUUCAAGCAGAACGUCGCAUCGGAUACUAUCGAACACAUCGUAAAGCUGCCCGAGACCUCGCAAGAAGUCUUCGGCUUGACCCAGCAAUUCCUCUUCACCGGCCAUGUCUCGAACGAUGCCAACUCAACUCCCUCAUACGAGGCCCUGAUCGGUGUGUGGAAGCUGGGCUAUGAGCUCGGAAUCGAUGGUCUCUGUGACAAGACUCUCGAAGCCAUGAACGACUGUAGACGCAUCACCCAGCACAUCCCCGCAACUCCUCUGCUUGUUCAGGUCUGGAGAGACACGCCCGAGGGUUCCGCCAUUCGUAAGCUACUCUUGUCGUGGGCGGCCGAAUACAUGCGCUCUUCGGAGUCCAGGGCCGAGUUUGCCAAGUCGCUCCCGCAGGAGGUUCUCAGUGAACUUGUGGUAGCCAUGAGCUCUCUCGACAGCCUGCCUGCGCCGUCUUCUGCGGAGUCACCACAGUCCGCUGAGCCGGCCCCACGGAAGAGCGUUCACUACUUGGAGGAGGACAGCGAUGAAGAUGACCACCUGACCAAGAAGAACCGACGUGCAUCUGCGCCACUGCCCCUGUCGCAAAACUCCAAGACUUACAACAACAGCCACCGGGCUCCGCCGCCUCCGGUCCGCAAAGCUGCGGCCGCGGCAGCUGUCGCAUCUGCGCCGAAAUCUAAGCCUGUCAUCCAGAAGCGACGCAGUUUCGUUUCCACGCCCACUGGCGAGAUAAGUACCGACAAGAAGCUGGACUUCUGCGCUGAUCUCCUUGACAGGAUGCUUUCGGGUCCUGGUUUCUGGACGCGUCUUGUCGGUCCCUUCAAGGAGCCCGUUGACCCAGUCGAGGACAACGUGCCUGAUUACUUUGAGAAAGUGAAGAAACCCAUGGAUCUCAACACCAUCAAGGCGAAGAUGAGUCAGCAACAGUACACUACAGAGGACGAAUUUGUCUCCGACGUGCGCCAGAUUUUCGACAACUGCUACACGUACUGGAAGAAGGGCGAUGCCAUGUGGGUGGCAUGCGAGAAGUUCCAGAAGACUUUCGAGGAGAAGUAUGCACAAAUGUCCAAAAACAUUUCCAAGAUGAUGAGGGAACCCACCGAUUGA
Messenger RNA from Colletotrichum chrysophilum, 1317 nucleotides. RefSeq lists its product as uncharacterized. The transcript has 3 exons. The coding region runs from base 1 to 1317 and encodes 438 amino acids. Gene Ontology annotation, biological process: regulation of DNA-templated transcription; chromatin remodeling. The record is from RefSeq and is a predicted model, not a curated record. Gene Ontology annotation, cellular component: chromatin; nucleus. Lineage: Eukaryota; Fungi; Ascomycota; Sordariomycetes; Glomerellales; Glomerellaceae.